CUUUGAAUUGCCAGUAACGGGCAUGGCUCCGGCCCCUGGAGGCGGGGACGUGAAGUGAGGAGGGGGCAGGGAGGGGAGAGGACGCAGGCGAGGAAGACAGGCCCCCGGGCCCCGCAGUGUGAAGUGUACAGUGUAACAUGUGUUUUUGUUACAGUCAUCUAUGCUGUGAGAUUGACAGAAUCCCUGGGUUUGUACAUGUUGGGGAGGAACCUUCCUUUUGGGGGUGACCACAUUCAUCUGGGCAUGCCUACAGUACUCCAGACCCAUGGACCUGAUGGAGAAGCACACGUCCAGGGCUUCUUGGAGGAGAGCUGGAUGGAGCGAGUUGAAGGGCGAGCCACCCUUGGCCCUGGGCCUGUCCACCAGGAAGGCCCUCAGCAUCCUGAAGGAGCAGCUGGAGGCGGUCCUGGAAGGACACCUGAGAAAGCAGAAAAAACAUCUUACGUGGAAGGAGAUGUGGAGCAGCAGCUUCCUGCACCACGGUAACCGCUGCUCCUGCUUCCACUGGCCGGGGGCCUCGCUCAUGCUGCUGGCUGUGCUCCUGCUGUUGGGCUGCUCUGGGAGCCAGCCGGCCGGCAGCCACGGGGUGGAGCUGGUGAAUGCCUCGGCGCUGUUCCUCUUGCUCAUUCUCAACCUGGUCCUCAUUGGGCGGCAAGAUCAACUGAAGCGUCGGGAGGUAGAGCGGAGACUCCGAGGGAUCAUCGACCAAAUCCAAGAUGCCCUCAGGGAUGGCAAGGAGAUCAAGUGGUCAGAUGCCAUGUACCCAGACCUCCACAUGCCCUUUGCACCAUCCUGGUCACUGCACUGGGCCUACAGAGAUGGACGUCUGGUCAACCUGCCAGUUAGCCUGUUGGUAGAAGGAGAUAUCAUAGCUCUGAGGCCCGGCCAAGAAUCGUUCGCCUCUCUGAGGGGGAUUAAGGAUGAUGAACACAUUGUCUUGGAGCCUGGAGACCUGUUUCCCCCUUUCUCACCACCCCCCUCCCCCCGGGGAGAAGUGAAGAAAGGGCCACAGAACCCCCAGCAGCACCGGCUCUUCCGAGUCCUUGAGACCCCAGUGAUUGACAACAUCAGAUGGUGCCUGGACAUGGCCCUGUCCCGCCCAGUCACCGCCCUGGACAACGAGAGGUUCACGGUGCAAUGGGUGAUGCUGCAGUAUGCUGUGCCCGUGGUGCUGGCUGGCUUCCUCAUCACCAAUGCCCUGCGCUUUGUGCUGAAUGCACCCGGCGUCACGUCCUGGCAGUACACCCUCCUCCAGCUGCAGGUGAAUGGCGUCCUGCCCAUCCUGCCCCUGCUCUUUCCGGCCCUCUGGGUUCUGGCAACGGCCUGUGGAGAAGCCCGUGUCCUGGCCCAGAUGAGCAAGGCCUCCCCCAGCUCCCUGCUGGCCAAGUUCUCAGAGGACACACUCAGCAGCUAUACAGAAGCUGUCUCAACUCAGGAAAUGCUGCGCUGCAUUUGGGGCCACUUCUUGCGCGUGAUCCGGGGGACAUCGCCAACCCUGAGCCACAGCUCCAGCUUGCUGCACAGCCUGGGCUCAGUCACGGUUCUGUGCUGUGUGGACAAGCAGGGGAUCCUGUCAUGGCCAAACCCCAGCCCAGAGACCGUGCUGUUCUUCAGCGGGAAGGUGGAGCCCCCACACAGCAGCCACGAGGACCUAACAGAUGACCUGUCCGCCCACUCCUUCUGCCACCCGGAGGUAGAGGAGGAGCCCCAUGAACGGGACACCCUCCUGGCUGCCUCCCUGAACACUGCCCUGCACCUUCCCAGUGAGCAGGAGCAUGGUGACUGGCCUGGCGAUGGUCCCAAGCCCCCUGAACCCUACUCUCACCACAAAGCACACGGCCGUAGCAAACACCCCUCUGGCUCCAACGUGAGCUUCAGCAGGGACACAGAGGGCGGUGAAGAGCCCGGCAAGGUCUUGCCCAUGACCCAGCGUGGGCUUGACAGUGAGCCCUCCGAGGCAGAGGACUUUGUGUGUGACUACCACUUGGAGAUGCUUAGCCUGUCUCAGGACCAGCAGAACCCCUCCUGCAUUCAGUUCGAUGACUCCAACUGGCAGCUCCAUCUCACCUCCCUCAAGCCCCUGGGCCUCAACGUGCUGCUGAACCUGUGUAACCCUAGUGUCACCGAGCGGCUGUGCCGGUUCUCAGACCACCUGUGCAACAUCGCCCUGCAGGAGAGCCACAGCGCUGUACUCCCCGUGCAUGUGCCCUGGGGCCUCUGCGAGCUCGCCCGCCUCAUUGGCUUUACUCCUGGGGCCAAGGAACUCUUCAAGCAGGAGAACCACCUUGCACUCUACCGCCUCCCCAGUGCUGAGAUGGUGAAGGAAACCUCACUGGGAAGGCUCUCCUGUGUUACCAAGCGGCGCCCGCCUCUCAGCCAUAUGAUCAGCCUCUUUAUCAAGGACACCACCACCAGCACAGAACAGAUGCUGUCCCAUGGCACAGCUGAUGUGGUCUUGGAGGCCUGCACAGACUUCUGGGAUGGAGCCGACAUCUACCCUCUUUCGGGUUCUGACCGAAAGAAAGUGCUGGAUUUCUACCAGCGAGCCUGCCUGUCUGGUUACUGCUCUGCCUUUGCCUACAAGCCCAUGAGCUGUGCCCUGUCCUCUCAGCUCAAUGGCAAGUGCAUCGAGCUGGUGCAGGCGCCUGGCCAGAGCAGCAUCUUCACCAUGUGUGAGCUGCCCAGCACCAUCCCCAUCAAACUCGGCACCCGCCACAACAGCUGGAGUUCUGACGAAGGGAUCGGGGAGGUACUGGAGAAGGAAGACUGCAUGCAGGCCCUGAGCGGCCAGAUCUUCAUGGGCAUGGUGUCCUCCCAGUACCAGGCCCGGCUGGAUGUUGUGCGCCUCAUUGAUGGGCUGGUCAAUGCCUGCAUCCGCUUCGUGUACUUCUCUUUGGAAGAUGAACUCAAAAGCAAGGUGUUUGCAGAAAAGAUGGGCCUGGAGACAGGCUGGAACUGCCACAUCUCCCUUACGCCCAAUGGUGACAUGCCUGACUCUGAGAUCCCCCCCUCCAGCCCCAGCCACGCUGGCUCCCUGCAUGAUGACCUGAAUCAGGUGUCCCGAGAUGAUGCAGAAGGGCUCCUUCUGAUGGAGGAGGAGGGUCACUCGGAUCUCAUCAGCUUCCAACCUACAGACAGUGACCUCCCCAGUUUCCUGGAGGACUGCAACCGGGCCAAGCUGCCCCGGGGCAUCUACCAGGUGCGGCCCCACCUGCAGAACAUUGACAAUGUGCCUCUGCUGGUACCCCUCUUCACCGACUGUACCCCUGAGACCAUGUGCGAGAUGAUCAAGAUCAUGCAGGAGUAUGGGGAGGUGACCUGCUGCCUGGGCAGCUCUGCAAACUUGCGGAACAGCUGCCUUUUCCUUCAGAGUGACAUCAGCAUUGCUCUGGAUCCUCUGUACCCAUCCCGCUGCUCCUGGGAGACGUUUGGCUACGCCACCAGCACCAGCAUGGCCCAGGCCUCUGACGGCCUUUCUCCCCUGCGGCUCUCCGGGCAGCUCAACAGUCUGCCCUGCUCCCUGGCCUUCCGCCAGGAGGAGACCAUCAGCAUCAUCCGGCUUAUCGAGCAGGCCCGGCACGCCACCUACGGCGUCCGCAAGUGCUUCCUCUUCCUGCUGCAGUGCCAGCUGACUCUCGUGGUCAUCCAGUUCCUCUCCUGCCUAGUCCAGCUGCCACCACUGCUGAGCACCACCGAUAUCCUGUGGCUGUCCUGUUUUUGCUACCCUCUGCUCAGCAUGUCUCUGCUGGGGAAGCCCCCCCAUAGCUCCAUCAUGUCUAUGGCCACGGGGAAGAACCUUCAGUCCAUCCCCAGGAAGACCCAGCACUACUUCCUGCUCUGCUUCUUGCUCAAAUUCAGCCUGACCGUCAGCUCUUGCCUUGUGUGCUUCGGCUUCACGCUGCAGAGCUUCUGCGACAGCUCCCGGGCCCGCAACCUCACCAACUGCUCCUCCAUCAUGCUGCGCAGCCACGCUGACGCUGCUCCAGCCUGGUUUGAAGACUUUGCCAAUGGGCUGCUGUCGGCUCAGAAGCUCGCUGCCGCCCUGACCAUCCUGCACACGGUCUUCAUUUCCAUCACCCACGUGCAUCGCACCAAGCCUCUGUGGAGAAAGAGCCCCUUGACGAACCGCUGGUGGGCUGUAACCGUGCCUGUGGUGCUGCUGGGGCAGGUGGUCCAGACGGUGGUGGACCUGCAGCUGUGGACGCACAGGGAUAGCCAUGUCCACUUUGGCCUGGAGGAUGUACCUCUGCUCACGUGGCUUCUGGGAUGCCUUUCCCUGGUCCUUGUGGUGGUCACCAAUGAGAUCGUGAAGCUGCAUGAGAUUCGAGUCCGGGUACGCUACCAGAAGCGACAGAAGCUGCAGUUUGAAACUAAGCUGGGCAUGAACUCUCCCUUCUGAGCUGUUGGUCACAGAGGCUGUCAUUGCCCUGGUCCCUGGAGCUAAAGCCAGACCCAUUGCUGAAUCUGGGCAGUUGGUAUCAUGAAUGUUUCAGGGCUUGCCCUUGUGCUCUGUGGCACUGGGGGCCCAGCUCCCAGUGUCAAACCCAGCUGUUGUGAAUCCCUUGUCUUCCUAUAGAGGAGCUGAGAGCUGUGGCCUUAGCAUCAGGGCAGUCCUGGUUUUGAAUGUAUGACCUCAUGUGCUUAGUGAGGGGCCCUUGGUCCCCUCCCUAUACCUGUGGGCUGCCCUCCUUCAGGGUCCCAUAACCCAGUGACCUCUGCUCUUGUGUCUCCUGUCAGCCAUGAACCUGUGGGGCCAGGGUUCAGCCUUUUUUGGAAGAGCAGGGGCAGCAGCGGUGGGAGGUCUGGACAGCCAAGGUUGCUGUUAGUGAAGGCAGAGGUAGCCGCUCUUCCUCCCUAUGCCCACCGCAUCCUGUCUUCCUGGGGCGAGGGCCUGGGUGUGGCCAAGGACUUUCCCUCCCUCCCUCUUUGGGGAGCCUCCCACUCAGACCCGAAGACAAAGAGCCCUGGCCUUGCUCUGGCACCUAUCUGUGUGCCUGUCAAGCUGGCCUAGGGAGUCAGUCUUGGGGACAUGGCCCAGGGCAACAUUUAGCCCCCUGCCCUAGCUCUGUGAGAAUGUUUUUACUGGUGUAUAUUUUUUACUGGAAAUGAGCCUUUUAGGAAUGAAUGUAGACUGGUUUGUAUUAAAACUUACAAAUUGCUUAA
Messenger RNA from Manis javanica (Malayan pangolin), 5163 nucleotides. The record is from RefSeq and is a predicted model, not a curated record. Lineage: Eukaryota; Metazoa; Chordata; Mammalia; Pholidota; Manidae.